Aspergillus costaricaensis CBS 115574 is the source of this 1442-nucleotide messenger RNA. Its product is annotated as syntaxin. Lineage: Eukaryota; Fungi; Ascomycota; Eurotiomycetes; Eurotiales; Aspergillaceae. The transcript is spliced from 5 exons. The record is from RefSeq and is a predicted model, not a curated record. Gene Ontology annotation, molecular function: SNAP receptor activity; SNARE binding. Gene Ontology annotation, biological process: intracellular protein transport; exocytosis; vesicle fusion. The coding region runs from base 226 to 1152 and encodes 308 amino acids. Gene Ontology annotation, cellular component: endomembrane system; SNARE complex; plasma membrane.
UCCCGACUCUAUUUACCCACGAAACUCUUAAUCCUCCCUUUCUGCGGUAGUCGCAAUUCCAUCGCCGUUCUCGUUUCCCGUACAACCCCGAAAGCUACGUCCACCUGUCGGAAUUACUCGCUGCGACCAGUGACCCACGCUGCAUCACGACCGCUGUGUCUGAAUUGACGGCUGUACGAUCAAUUUGACUUGAAAGACUCUCAGGACUACAAUAAUUAAAUCACCAUGAGUUACGGUGGAAACCAGGGUGGCUACGGCCAGUACAAUCCCUAUGGCCAGCAAGAUGCCAACCCCUACAGCGACGCCAAUGCCAUGGAGCAAGGCAACGGUAGCUAUGAAAUGGGCUCUUACAACCAGCCGGCCGACGCGACGACGCUGCUGAACAAGUGCCGAGAGAUCAACGACGGUAUUGCCGAUCUCCGCGCCAAGCGCGAGGGCCAGCUUGCCGCCGCUCAGAACGCUUUGCUCGACUCGAGUACCGGAAAGGAGGACCAGGUCGCUCGGCAGACUCUGGACUACAUCGAGGAUGAAGUGAACAACGGAUUCCGUUACCUCCGCGAUCUUCUGAAGAAGGUCAAGCAGACCCCCGGUUCCGGAGACAGCCGUGUGCAGACCCAGAUCGACGUCACUAGCCGGAACCUCCGUCGCGAGAUCGAACAGUACCAGAGAUGCCAGUCCGACUUCCAGAAGCGCCUGAGGGAGCAGGUUCGCAGACGUUAUGAGAUCGCCAACCCCGAAGCUUCCCCCGAGGAGAUCGAGCAGGGUGUGGACAAUGUCCUGUUGGGCCAGGAGCAGAGCUUCCAGGUUACGGGCAGCCGGACUAGACAGGCCAACGACGCCAGGCAGGCCGCUUUGGAGCGAUCGGCCGCCAUUCGCAAGAUCGAGCAGGAUAUGAUGGAGCUGGGCCGCCUGUACCAGGAAGUGGCGGAGCUGGUCCACCAGCAGGAGCCUGCUGUGGAGCAGAUCAACCAGGAUGCAGACAAUGUUGCGCAGAACGUUUCGAACGCGAACAACCAGAUCACGGAAGCUAUUGCCAGCGCUCGUCGGGCGAGAAAGUGGAAGUGGUAUGCUCUGCUGGUCGUCAUUCUCAUCAUCGCCAUUGUCGUCGGUGUUGCCGUCGGUGUCACGGAAGCCAACAAGUCCUCGAAAUAGAGCCCGUGAUUUCUAUGGCACUAUGCUAUACUUGGCUUGAUCUGAUGACUCGACCUUGCGCUGAUAUAAAUGCUUCGCCAUGCCAAUGCCCUUCAUCUCCAGAUACCCUCCGAGGUAUUAACCUUGUCCUGCUUCUGUUCGCUUUCCGUUCAAGUUUACGCAAGGCUGUAACGACCUCUUAUCGUUUGUGUUCUCGUCCGAUGCUCUACUUCUUGUCUACGCUUACGGUAAGCCGAGCCAGUCGAGGAUCGUUCGCUUGCUGUGAUUCUUCCGUUGUUAUACCACUUUGU